AUGAAUAUCGAAGGUCAUGUUCAAAACUUUGAAACAUAUGAACUACCAGCAAUGUUAGAUAAAAAAGCAGAUAAAGAACAUACACAUAACUCCUUCUCAACUAUUAGAGCUGAUGAGAUAAUAUUGAAUUGGGCUAUUGCUUUAUCAAGCAUGCGUGAUGAAGAUAUGCGCACUAACCUAAGAGAUAUGGUUGUUGAUUUAGCCAAUAAAACCGACAAAAUAUAUGUAGAUGAAGAAUUAAAUCGUUAUGAUACAAAAGCAAUGAGUUAUACAGAAGAAGCAAAGGAAUGGGUCAAUGAAAAUUAUGCAAAGAAGUCGGAAGUAAAUGAUGCGGUUAAUGGUAAAAUUAAUGAAAGAUUUUCGAACAUAGAUUCAUUAACAGUUAAUGAUAUUCAAUUACAUCAUCAGUUACCGGGUCAAAAGAAUGUGGAAUAUAAUAAUCUUACUAAAGUUCUCGAUGGUUUCGAUGAAUUUAGAACUAAUGCAACAAAUGCAAUUGCAAGUAUGAAGAAUGAAAUAUUACAAGCCAUAUAUCCUGUUGGUUCUUUAUAUACAUCAAUGAACUCAACAAAUCCGGCAAGUGUUUUAGGUUUUGGUACAUGGCAGCAGAUUGUAGAUAAAUUCUUAUACUGUGCUAACUCUUCAAAUCAAACAGGUGGUUCAAAGAAAAUUUUAGAAGCAAACCUUCCACCGCAUAAGCAUACAGGAACCACAAACACAACAGGUAAUCAUUCACAUUCAAUAACAAAAAGAGGUUAUACAAAUCUUGCAGCAGGUUCGGAUAGACAGGGAAUGAAUAGAUAUGAUAUUUCAAGUGACCCAGUAGAUUCAAGCGCAGGUAUUUUCUGUGGAACCGCAGGAAAUCAUUCACACACUUUCACAACAAAUCCAACAGGUUCGGGUGCAGACUACAUGCCUCCAUACAUGACGGUUUAUGCAUGGGUUAGAACGGACUGA
Trichomonas vaginalis G3 is the source of this 957-nucleotide messenger RNA. Its product is annotated as keratin-associated protein family. The record is from RefSeq and is a predicted model, not a curated record. Bases 1 to 957 code for a protein of 318 amino acids. The transcript has a single exon. Lineage: Eukaryota; Parabasalia; Trichomonadida; Trichomonadidae.